Messenger RNA from Kwoniella botswanensis, 1689 nucleotides. RefSeq lists its product as uncharacterized. Bases 1 to 1689 code for a protein of 562 amino acids. The record is from RefSeq and is a predicted model, not a curated record. Gene Ontology annotation, biological process: double-strand break repair via nonhomologous end joining; base-excision repair. The transcript is spliced from 10 exons. Gene Ontology annotation, molecular function: DNA-directed DNA polymerase activity; DNA binding. Lineage: Eukaryota; Fungi; Basidiomycota; Tremellomycetes; Tremellales; Cryptococcaceae.
AUGCCCACUCGACCUCCUGCUCAGCCCCUCCCAUCAUCAUCUUCCUCAUCCAUCCAGCGUCCGCACUACAUCGCGCCGGAAUUAUACCAGCUUUUCGCAAAUAUAUCAUUCCACAUCAUCCCUGCUAAGCUGGAGGAAGAUCUAGGACGGAUAUAUGGUCUGGUAGAUGAGUUGGGAGGACAAUGCGUUAGAGUGGAGGAAUGUAAAUUCGUAAUUAGCGCUGUGAAAGGAAAACCGAGAUUACUUAGAGUCCUAGGUGAAAUGUAUGAAAAAGUACCGAUUCUAACUCCUGAAUAUAUAUACGAUGCAUACACUUCUGCAUUGGAAUAUGCAGCUCAAGGUGAUACCGCACUUCGACCACCUAAGUUACCAGAUAGGUCGAGAUACGUUAUUAGUCCUGGUCCGAAGCCUAUCAAAUCCAUUACUAUCUUUCCAGUAAUGAUGGAUAUCGAUGAUGAAGAGGAUGUCAAACCUGUGUCGAAAAGACGUAGACUGUCGCACGAUGUGGAUGUGAAGCCUAAGCUUGAAGUGGACUUGAUGGAUAUGACUCUUUUUGAAGAAGAUGUUAGAUUUGAGGAUAUCCCUUCGUUGUGUGUACAUCGAGGUAGUCCGCUGAGGUGUAUAAAUCAAGAUAUAGUGGAUGCUAUACGUCCAAUCAUCGAGGAAAGGGAGUUUGAGGAAGCGCAACAGAAGAAUUCAAAUGUGUUGAGCUAUAGGAGGAGUUUGAGCGUGACCGUUCCAAGACGUAUCAAGUCAGGUAAAGAAGCUAUGAAGUUAUCUGGAGUAGGCGACAAAGUUGCUCAGCGUAUUGACGAAUACCUUCAAACCGGUAAAAUCCAAGAAUCAACCUCUAUCGUCUCUUCAUCCCGCUUCAAUGCGCUCAACCUGUUCGCAUCGGUCUAUACGAUAGGUCAUCACAAGGCGAAGGAUUUGUACGAUAAGUACAAUUGUAGGAAUUUGGAAGAUGUGAAAAAUCAUUUCGAAGCUAUAGAAGAGGAUUCACCAGAAGUAAGGUUAAAAGAUAAAUUGAGGAGAAGGAAGAGAGGUGGAAUGAAACAGGUUGAAAUUGUUGAAGAGUGGAUUAGACUAAAGGAGGAACUAGAUCAGAAAAUACCCCGAAAAGAAGUUCAAGAAAUAGCUGAAUGCGUGAUGGAACAUCUAGAAGCUUACAUACCAGGAUGUGAAUACACCAUAUGCGGAGGCUAUCGAAGAGGAAAGACCGAAUCUAACGAUGUGGAUAUAGUCUUCCGCCCUCCAGGUGUCAAUUUGGAUAUAGGUCUUUUGAGAGAUUUGUAUUUGAGAUUAUCAGAAUUAGGUAUAAUCACACAUGUUCUGCACGUAACGCAUCGUGAUCCCAAUACUCCCAUUCACGCUUCUUCGACAAACUUUGAUAAUCUAGAUAAAGCUUUUGUGAUUUUCAAGUUACCCGGACCAGGGCGGCUGCAUCGACGAGUCGAUUUGAUAUCUGCUCCUUUCGAUCGGUAUGCUUCGGCGAUAUUGAGUUGGUCGGGAAGUAUGAUGUUUGAAAGGGAUCUGAAGAGAUACUCGGAAAAUGUACGAGGAUACAAGUUCCGAGCGGGUCUGCUGCACGUUACAACAGGACAAGAAGUCAAUUUAGAAACGGAAAGGGAUAUAUUCAAUUUCUUGGGUUUGAGAUAUGUUCCUCCAGAAUUAAGGAAUGCCGACUGA